Lepidothrix coronata (blue-crowned manakin) is the source of this 1059-nucleotide messenger RNA. Its product is annotated as collagen alpha-1(I) chain-like. The transcript has 3 exons. The coding region runs from base 1 to 1059 and encodes 352 amino acids. The record is from RefSeq and is a predicted model, not a curated record. Lineage: Eukaryota; Metazoa; Chordata; Aves; Passeriformes; Pipridae.
AUGUUUUAUUUCGGGAGGCGACCUGAGGGGGGGGUUGAGGGGUGCCCCGCUCCGUCUGUCCUCCCGUCGGUCCCUCCGUGCGCCCGUCGCGCUGCCGAUGGGAAAGUGCGGGGGUGCCGGGGGCGCAGCAAACCCCCGUACCCCUUCCCACAAGGAACGCCGUCCCGCUCCCUCGGGGGGGGUGGUUCCCAGAGCUUCCCGCCGGCUCACUCCCAGCCCCGGCCCCGCCGGGCUCCGCUCGCCCCCGGGCAGGACCAGCGCGGCCAGACGGCGCCGCUGCGGCGCGACCGCCCGGGCACGGGCGGCGGGGACCGCGGGAAGGGACCCCCGGGCAAAGGGGACCGUAGAGGGACCCCCAGGGACCGCGGGAAGGGACCCCCGGGCGAAAGGGACCGCGGGAAGGGACCCCCGGGCGAAAGGGACCGCGGGAAGGGACCCCCGGGCGAAGGGGACGGCUCUGACCGGGAUCCCGACGUCCGAACCCCGCGAUGGGCAAGCACAGCCCUGGCUCCGCGCGGACCCCUGAGCCGCAGGGUUGGUGGAACACGGAGCUCUCCCCAGCCCCAGCGCCGCUUCCCCCCAUGCCCAUCCCGGCUGCCCGCGGCGGUCCGUACCUGCGGCGGCGGCGGCGGCGGCGGGUCUCGGCUGCAGCGGCGGUGCCUGGCGCGGCGCCUCCCGCUCCGCUGCCGGGGCCGGGCCGGGCUGCGCCGCCCCGCGCUGCCCUUUUCCGUCAGUGGAAAACUCCGGGCUCUGACGCAGGCGGUGACAGGAGCGGGGCCGGCCGGCCCGCCCGGCUUCCUGCCCCCGCCGGGCGGGGCGCUGAGUCAGGGGCGGCGGGAGGCACCGCCCCGCACCGCCCCGCAUCUCAGCGCGCCGCCCCACACCGCCCCGCACCGCCCUGCUCCGCCCCGAACGCCCGCAGGGACCGCGGGCAUCGCACAGCCCCGCACCGCUGUGAGACGGCGAGAGGGGGCACGGGCGGGAGGGAGGCCCCCAAAGGGAUUUGGUUCCCACGGGGUGUCCCACACGGGCACAGGGUGGACCCCAAAGUGUCUCUGA